Molecule: messenger RNA, 1701 nt
Organism: Pseudophryne corroboree (corroboree frog)
Lineage: Eukaryota; Metazoa; Chordata; Amphibia; Anura; Myobatrachidae
Product: bile salt-activated lipase-like
Exons: 11
Coding region: 1-1659 (552 amino acids)
Biological process (GO): pancreatic juice secretion; ceramide catabolic process
Molecular function (GO): sterol ester esterase activity; triacylglycerol lipase activity; retinyl-palmitate esterase activity
Source: RefSeq, a predicted model, not a curated record
AUGGCUCACCUGGCCAUUUUCGGAGCUCUUGCCAGCCUUGUGUUGGCUGCCCAUGCUGCAACGCUGGGUGUGGUGCACACAGAAGGGGGAUUUGUGGAAGGAACCAGUAAGAAAAUCGGGAUAAUUUCCCCCGAUUACAUUGACAUUUUCAAGGGAAUUCCAUUUGGUGCUCCUACAAAAGUUCUAGAAAAACCUGAAAAACACCCAGGCUGGUCCGGUACUCUGAAGACCAAAGAAUACAAACCACGCUGUAUGCAAGCUAACUUAAUGCAGAAUGGUGUACGUGGAGAAUUGGACUGUCUUUACCUGAAUAUUUGGGUUCCUCAGUCCCGCUCAGCAGUGUCAACAAAGUUACCCGUCAUGGUCUGGAUUUACGGUGGUGGAUUUCUACUUGGCGGCGGUCAGGGAGCCAAUUUCUUGGACAAUUAUCUGUAUGAUGGAGAAGAGCUGGCUCUCCGUGGCAACGUCAUUGUGGUGACCUUCAACUACCGAGUGGGACCGUUGGGAUUCCUCAGCACUGGAGACGCCAACGCCCCUGGGAACUAUGGCCUGUGGGAUCAGCACAUGGCCAUUGCGUGGGUGAAGAGGAACAUUGCUGCCUUUGGAGGGGACCCUGAAAACAUCACCAUCUUCGGCGAGUCAGCUGGAGCUGCCAGUGUCUCAUUGCAGACACUGACUCCUUACAAUGUUGGACUGAUCAAGCGAGCGAUCAGUCAGAGUGGAGUGGGGCUAUGCCCUUGGGCAAUCCAGCAGGAUCCCUUGCGCUGGGCUAAACAGAUUGCAGGUAAAGUUGGCUGCCCUGUGCAUGACACAGCAGAGUUGGCUAACUGUCUACGAAGUACGGAUCCGAGCGCCAUCACUCUGGCCUAUCAAUUGUCAUUGGUCAACCUAAGCUAUCCUCUGGUGCACUACUUGGCUUACUCACCGGUCAUAGAUGGAGACUUCCUCCCAGACGAGCCCAGGAAACUUUUUGGCAAUGCUGCUAAUGUGGACUACAUAGCGGGUAUCAACAACAUGGACGGGCAUCUAUUUGCUGGCGUUGAUUUACCAAGCUUAAACAGGCCUCUCGUUAAGAUUUCUGUGGAAGAAGUGCGCAAAGUGGUGGAAGGCCUGACACUUCCUAAAGGUGCAGAUGGAUUGGAUAUCGCUUUUAACCUUUAUACUGAAAACUGGGGCACAGAUCUCAACCAAGAGGUCAUGAAGAAGACAAUCGUGGAUUUAGAGACAGAUUAUUUAUUUCUAGUGGCUACACAAGAGUCUCUUGCCCUUCACUAUCAGCAUGCCAAGAAUGCCAAGACUUACAGCUACCUGUUUUCUCAUGCAACACGUAUGCCUAUAUACCCCAGCUGGGUGGGGGCUGACCACGCGGACGACUUGCAGUACAUGUUUGGUAAACCAUUCAGAAACACUCUGGUUUACAGACCCCAGGACAGGGAUGUCUCAGCCGCUAUGAUGGCUUAUUGGACCAACUUCGCUGCCACCGGAGAUCCCAGCAAAGGACAUUCUAAAGUUCCCACACCUUGGUUAGCAUAUACCACUCAGAACGGGCAGUACCUGGAGAUAAACAACAAGAUCAAUCAUAAGUCCAUGAAGCAGGAUCUGCGUUCCCCUUACGUCAGAUUUUGGGCCAGCACCUACCGCAAUCUUCCCAACCUGUAACCAGGACAUAUUAACAAGGAUUAAAAUUUUGAUUUGAACAAA